Messenger RNA from Populus trichocarpa (black cottonwood), 2795 nucleotides. Its product is annotated as U-box domain-containing protein 35. Gene Ontology annotation, biological process: protein phosphorylation. The transcript has 9 exons. The record is from RefSeq and is a predicted model, not a curated record. NCBI's taxonomy places the organism in Eukaryota, Viridiplantae, Streptophyta, Magnoliopsida, Malpighiales, Salicaceae. Gene Ontology annotation, molecular function: ATP binding; protein kinase activity. The coding region runs from base 270 to 2552 and encodes 760 amino acids.
AAGUCCUGGUCAAAAUUGCCCAAAACAGGCAAGAAACUUAAAGUUUGUUGCCCCCCUGUCAGUUUGACAGGUUUCAUGGGGUUUCAAUUCCAUCUAGACAGGAAAAUAAAGAGCAGUUAAGGAUUAGUUUUUUCCUGCCUUCAAUCUCUUUUCUGUUUUAUUCUUCUUUAGCCAGACUUAACCUGUGGUGGUAUUGGAGAUCCUGACUCCGAUUUUUCGUAAUUAUUAUAUUAUAUAAUAUCUAAUUCGAGUGUCAUCAACAUUCCUAAAUGGCUUCCAAUGCCACUGCUGAUUCCCUCUUCAACGCCACUUCUGUAGCCAUCGACAAAGAUAAGAACAGCCAGCAUGCUGUUCGCUGGGCUGUCGAUAAUCUCGCAAGCAAUAACUCGGUUCUUGUCCUAAUUCAUGUCAAGCACAAAAACCAUCAAUAUCAAGUUGCUAAUGGUCAGGAUGGUGAUGGUGAUGAUGAGGCGCAUCAGCUUUUCACUCCCUACCGUGGAUAUUGCGCCCGUAAAGGGGUUCGUUUGAAGGAGGUUGUGCUUGAUGACAUUGAUGUUGCUCGGGCAGUUGCGGACUACAUCAACAUCAAUUUAAUUGGAAAUAUUGUGUUUGGUGCAUCAGGAAGAAAUGUUCUUACAAGGAAAUUCAAAAACCAAGAUGUGCCAACUAGCUUUAUGAAAAUUGCCCCAGAUUUUUGUUCUGUUUAUGUAAUCACCAAGGGAAAGAUCCUCUCCACCCAAAAAGCACAACGGACGCCUACUUAUAAUGUCCCACAGAAGACAGCAUCCAUGCCAGUAAUUCCAUCUCAAAGUCUACACGAUAAUGCUGAACUAGAUUUGGAUGGAGUUAGGGUACAGUCCGAGAAAGGAGGGUGGAGAAGUGCCGAAGCAGGUGGAUUUCCUUUGGACAAGGUCAAUGAUUCCAUGAGAGGAUCACAACCUGAGAGAGGCAGAAAUUCCAUCUCUAAUUUCUCUAUGGACAGCACUUACCUUCCCUCGUCCUGCGGAAGACCAUCAACUUCCCGUGUUUCUACAUCUGAUGGAUCUGAAUUUUCAGGAUUAUUCGCAACAUCAAUCAUGGACAGCUCAGCCCAAAGUUCAGAUUUCUCUGUUGCUUCAGCCUCUAAUCUGAAUGAGUCAAAUGCGGACCAUUUAGAAGUUGAGAUGAGAAGGCUGAGGCUUGAGUUGAAGCAGACCAUGGAAAUGUAUAGCACAGCUUGCAAAGAAGCACUCUCAGCCAAACAGAAGGCUAGUGAACUUAAUCAAUGGAAGAUUGACGAGGUUCGUAAAUUUGAGGAAGCCAAGCUCGCAGGAGAGGCAGCCCUUGCCGUGGCAGAGUUGGAGAAGGCUAAGUGCAAAGUUGCCAUUGAAGCAGCUGAGAAAUCACAGAAACUAGCAGAGUUGGAAGGACAGAAAAGAAAACAUGCAGAGAAGAAAGCUGAGCGAGAGACAGAGGAGAAGAAUCGUGCUUUAAAUGCUUUGGCACAUAAUGAUGUGCGGUACAGAAGAUACACAAUCGAAGAGAUUGAAGAAGCCACGGAUAAAUUCUCACCAUCAAAUAAAAUUGGUGAAGGAGGAUAUGGACCUGUGUAUAAAGGCAAACUUGAUCAUACCCCAGUUGCAAUCAAGGCUUUAAGACCGGAUGCUGCUCAAGGAAAGAAGCAGUUCCAACAGGAGGUUGAGGUUCUCAGCUGCAUUAGACACCCACACAUGGUCCUUCUUCUUGGUGCCUGCCCUGAGUAUGGAAUCUUGGUAUAUGAAUACAUGGACAACGGAAGCUUGGAAGACAGGCUACUUCAAAAACACAACACCCCUCCAAUUCCAUGGGGCAUACGAUUCAAAAUAGCUGCUGAGAUUGCGACCGCACUUCUGUUCCUCCACCAAGCAAAGCCAGAGCCCCUCGUCCAUCGGGACCUUAAACCAGCAAACAUUCUUUUGGACAGCAACUAUGUGUGCAAAAUUAGUGAUGUUGGCCUCGCUCGGUUAGUCCCUCUUUCUGUAGCUGAUAGUGUCACACAAUACCACAUGACCUCUGCUGCAGGAACGUUUUGUUAUAUAGAUCCCGAGUAUCAACAAACAGGAAUGUUAACUACAAGAUCAGACAUAUACUCGUUGGGAAUAAUGUUUCUCCAAAUCAUCACAGCCAAGCCUCCGAUGGGUCUUGCUCAUCAGGUGGGGAGGGCCAUUGAAAGAGGAAAAUUUGCAGACAUGCUUGACCAAACAGUACCAGACUGGCCUGUGGAAGAGGCGUUAAGAUUUGCUGCACUGGCAUUGAAGUGUGCUGAAUUAAGGAAGAAAGACAGGCCAAGUCUUGCCACGGUUAUAGUGCCAGAGCUUAACCGGUUGAGAGACCUAGGAAUGAACACGGAGCAGCAAAGAAGCAAAGAUAAUCACCAGAGCCGAGAAGUCAACAGCAGAGGUCGUAGUCGCAGUCCCCUUUCACAUCCUCUAUCAACUUCACAGGGAAGGAUGCCAAAUGCUACUCAGCAGGAGAACGCAUAUAGGUCUUAUGGAAAGAGAACUAAGCAUGACUCUAAUCAAGAAAGCGGAUGACAGCAAAGAAAGUUAAAUGGCCGACUUGCUUGAACCAAAACCAGAAAGCUACUUGCUGAUAGAAAAGAAUCACAGUGUUGAUAAACUAAAGAGACAUGGAAAAUUGAAAGAUGUAUGUAGUUCGAGGUCUGAAUUAUUUUGCUAUGAGAACAAGAUGAAACAAGAGACAUAUAUCAGAAAUGAUGGGAAGUAAUAUCUGUGUAUCUUCACUCUCUUGUGAAAGUGGCUCCGGUAUUUCAAUAA